Messenger RNA from Leguminivora glycinivorella, 1649 nucleotides. Its product is annotated as dynein regulatory complex protein 10-like. The transcript has 11 exons. Lineage: Eukaryota; Metazoa; Arthropoda; Insecta; Lepidoptera; Tortricidae. The record is from RefSeq and is a predicted model, not a curated record. Bases 84 to 1583 code for a protein of 499 amino acids.
CUAUGAUGUAGGUAAUUACCUUUUGCCGAUGAUUUCAGAACACUGAAACAUAUUAAACGUGUGAAACGAAACAGACUUAAAAGAUGGAGGUUCAAUCAGGGCAAUCCACUUCUACCGCUACCCCUACGUCAAUGACGUCACUCUCCAGUGGAUCUGCGUUUAGUGAAGGCUACCCCAGCGCCAGAGAUGACUUUGACCCCACUAUGGAGGAGACUGUCUCCCCCGUGGACUUAGAAGCCAUAAUCCAAACAGAACGCAUAACCAAGAUCCUCGACGAGUGCGUAUACAAGACCAAGCUAGCCAUUUGCCUCCCGAACCUAGUCAAGGAGUUCCAUACCCUCAGCUCCAUACUGUCUAGUCAGAACAUGGAUGACCUGGUCUUCAUAUUUGAGCAGUAUGACAAGCCGGUGUAUUCUAAUAGUUUUAUUAAUAUGGAAGCUUUGGAGGACAUUAAAAGUGGAGCAAGUACGCUGAAAAACAGAUUGAAUCCUGAAUUGGGUCACCUUAUGUACAUUAUGUUUAGCUACCCUGCACUGAAGCCUAUAGUCGAAGAAAUGGUGGAUAAGAUGAAACAUGACUGUCAGGGUGGCGUCAUGUCGCCAUCCCUGGACUGUCUGGUGACCUUGGAGCAGUUCCGAGACCUGAUGGUGAGGCAGCUGUCAACCACAGCGGCUGAGGAGCUGGCCACCAAGCUAAAGACGAAGAAGCUUGAGGCACAGAAUGCGAAACUAAUCAAGAGUAUUAAGGAAAAAUCUGAUGCAAUGGAGGCUGAAAAAGAAGCCUUCGAUGCAGCGAUGGAAGAGAAAAGACAGAAGAUCAAGUCACUACAGGAAGAGCUUACAGAAAUACAGGCUGAAGCUUCCAAGGAUAUCAAAAAGAAAAUUUUGGAUUCUGAACGUCAAAUGGUGCUGGCCAGUCGCGUGCACGCCGUGAAAAAUGACAUCCUGCAAGACGAGCAAGCAGAGACAACGCGCGUCUACAAAACCUUGCUGGCAACUCAUGUGCAGGAAGAAAAAAAGCUGAGAGCUCGCAGGUUGAAAGUGGAGACACAGCUGCUCUCCUGGAUCAAGAAGUAUGACCUUGAGAUGACGGACAAGCAGAUAGAGCUGGAUGACUUCCAGCAGAAGUAUGAUGAUGAAGUGCGCGCGUGUCGGGAGCUAGAGGAGAAACUAAAACUCCAGGACGUAGAGUAUAUUCCCUUAAUGGCGGAGAGAGAAGAAGAGUAUCACAGAGAGAUGAAACUGAAGAUGGAGAAGUUCCUUCUAGAACAUGCUGCACGUGUCAUCCAGUCGGCUUGGCGCAAAGUCCUUCUCAACAGAGCUGAAAAGAAGAAGCUUUGGAAAUUACAAAAACAGCAAAGGAAAUUGGAAAAGGAAGAAGCUGAAAAGCUGCGGAAAAAGAAAAUGUCUAAAAAAUUAAACAAAGUCGUUAAAGCUGAUCACAGCCCUGAAACGAAUGAGGAGCAGAAAAAUGAUGAUAACCCUGAAAUAAACAAACCUCUAAUAAAAGAUAAUAAGCUUAAAAUAAAGAAACCGUUCAAAAGCGUAGAUACAAAAAAGAAACAAAAGACUGCUAAAAAGUGAUGGCUUAUUGAUCAUGUUAAACGUUAAUUCGUCAUUUUUUUUAGAUUUUGUUUAAAACAGUGAAGG